AUGGCGAGCCGUCUCAAAAAUGCCAUCAAGAAGCGGGCAUCACGCAUCCUGCACAGAGACAAAGAGAGCACUGCUCCUGAGAGCUCCGAUUCACUCCCUUCAGACAACAGGAACAGUCUGAAUGCUCAGGGUAGGACCUCUCAGUCGCGCCAUCGGAAGUCUUUGAGUGCAUUGAGCAGAAGUUCAAAGACAGAUCCACAUCAUGGCUCUGAAAUCCCCCAAGCACAUGAACAGCCGGCUUUCGCAGCUCCAAACACAGACAACCUGCAUGCUCAUCCAGCAGUUCACCCAUUGGAGUCAGAGUUAACGCCUAGGACACCCGGGUUGGAACGGCCGCGUCCAACUUUCCUGCCGGGUGAUGCCGUUGAUUCAUAUGAUGAAGGGAACUCUCAUAUCAGUGAAGGCCUCGGUGCUCCAUCUCAUCAAACUUCUCAGCAACCUGCGCUAGAGCGAGAGAACGUACAGCAUACAACGACGCAGCACAAAACCUCGAGUCACUCGGCGGACGCGGAUGAGCUUGAAAGAAGACUUUCGCGGCUGGCGGUUUCUCCGGGUGGGAAUGAACUUCCCGAGACUGAAAUUGAUCCUUUGACGCCAUUUGAUCUUGUCGACGAAGUCAGCCCUGAUCAGUCGAAGCUAUCGCGGUUGGCCAUUGCUCAAGAAGGGCCGGAGUAUGCAACAACGCACAUGAAGCCCUUGUCUCAAGAGUCUGACGUCAACCUGGAAUCCAAUGCGAACCCAGAAGCCAGCAUUAAUCACAAUUUAGAGGCAAUUCAUCCUCGAGACACAGAAUUUGAGCGCAUCAACGAGCAAGUCCGCGCUGGUACAAACGGAGAGGCCAAUUUCCACCUCCAGAACAGUCUUGAUUUUGACAGAACAGUCCAUAACCAAGAGGCGGUCGUUGAACAAACUAUCAAACCUCAUAUUCAUACGAUAUAUGAACCCAAACGUACCCUGUCGAUCCAUCAUCAUUCGCAUAAAACUGUUAUCCAACCGAUCAAAGACCCAAACCCCACGAUCCUUCCAGAACAACAUUGGCUGCAAGAUGAUAAGACUGGCGAGAUCUACAUGAUUCCAACUGAGCUUGGCAAGAAAUUGCAGUAG
This is a messenger RNA of Fusarium sp. VM40, 1104 nucleotides long. Lineage: Eukaryota; Fungi; Ascomycota; Sordariomycetes; Hypocreales; Nectriaceae. The record is from the annotation of a GenBank genome assembly.